This is a messenger RNA of Ixodes scapularis (black-legged tick), 2173 nucleotides long. RefSeq names its product acyl-CoA Delta-9 desaturase. The record is from RefSeq and is a predicted model, not a curated record. Gene Ontology annotation, molecular function: stearoyl-CoA 9-desaturase activity; iron ion binding. Bases 115 to 954 code for a protein of 279 amino acids. Gene Ontology annotation, biological process: unsaturated fatty acid biosynthetic process. Gene Ontology annotation, cellular component: endoplasmic reticulum membrane. NCBI's taxonomy places the organism in Eukaryota, Metazoa, Arthropoda, Arachnida, Ixodida, Ixodidae. The transcript has 4 exons.
AACUCUCACAGCCCUGCGGUUUCGAAGCCGGUUUCGAAGGAGGCGGAACAGUUGCAGAGGUUCAAGACCGAGAUCGUAUGGAGAAAUGUGGCCAUAUUCGCGAUUCUGCACAGCAUGGCGCUCUACGGCAUGUACGUGGCCCUCUACCAAGCCAUGUGGAAAACAUGGAUCUUCGCGUAUUUCUGGGGCACAUUUGCGGGCUUGGGAGUCACGGCCGGUGCCCACAGACUCUGGUCCCACAGAGCGUACAGGGCUCGCUUCCCCCUCAGGAUGGCGCUCAUGGUCUUCAACUGCAUGGCCUGCCAGAACGACCUGUACGAGUGGACGAGGGAUCACCGGGUCCACCACAAGUUCUCCGAGACCCACGCGGAUCCGCACAAUGUGAACCGAGGCUUCUUCUUUGCCCACAUGGGCUGGCUCAUGUGCAAGAAGCACCCCGACGUGAUGCGCAAGGGCAAGGCCGUCGACUGCUCUGACCUGCUCAGGGACCCCGUCAUUCGGUUCCAGAAAAAGUACUACGUGCCCCUGACGACUUUCUUCUGUUUCUACCUGCCCGCCGUGCUACCGCAUUACAUGUUCGGCGAGACCUACUGGAACGCCUUCUUUGUGUCCACCAUGCUACGCUACGUGUUCUCGCUCAACUUCACCUGGCUCGUGAACAGCGCUGCCCACCUGUGGGGAUGCCGCCCGUACGACAAGCACAUCUCGCCAGCCGAGAACAGAUUUGUCUCGUGGGCGGCCAUCGGCGAGGGCUUCCACAACUACCACCACACCUUCCCGUGGGACUACUCAACUAGCGAACUUGGCUGGAAGCUGAACUUCACCACGAUGUUCAUCGACUGCAUGGCCGCGAUCGGACUGGCUUACGACUUGAAGACCGUCCCGAAAGAAGUGAUCGAGAAGAGGAAGACGCGGACUGGAGACGGGAGCUACGACCACCUUCACCUACACUGAGCUCCGCUUUAAGUCUUUGGCAUGAAAAAGUGAUGUCCUCGCGGCGGAUGCACUUGGUGUGAUGUCCACGAAUCAACUGAGACUGAGUCAUGUUCGUGCAGAUGAACCUGGCCAACGUGGGUUUAUGGGGCGGUCCGUUUCGUUUCUUUUUUAUGUGUGCGUGUGAGUGUGCUCAUCUAGGAUGGAGCAAUCGAGUGAUAAGAACGUUCGCUGACGCUCAGAAACCCAGUCAUCUUACUGCAGCAGCGACUCUUAAGAAAAGAAGAAGACAAGGGUCUAGUUGAGUUAUUCCUGUUACAAAGGCUUGAGACUUCAUUGAGGCCUUUUAGCGAAGACCUGCGUCAGAAAGGGCUCAGUUGUGUUUACAGUCAAUGGCAGCUCACGAAACGCAAGGGCGUGAUGAAUCCCGCCCAACUCAUUAUAGAUUCGUUGCCAAUAAGGUUGCUGCAUCCGCCACUGAGAACGCCACAGUACGAAUCACAAAGCAGGGGGGCCGGGCAUGAUAUAAGCCACGCCCAAGGGUUUCUUAAGCUGUCAACGACUUAUAGCUGUCGCGUUUCCCUGAGAAACCUUGAUGAACUGGCCUGAUUGUGGGUGUGUUUUAGUUUAGUUUAGUCUGUAGAUUCUAAUUUCGCUUGGAGUAACGGCGUGGAUUUCCUGUAACACUUUUCUCAUUGUAUCACUGAACUGUCGAGGAAAUGUCGACCUUUUUCUUUAUGAUGCAAUCAAGCGGUCUGUCGAGGUUUCGGGGUGCGCACGACUUGUAUAGAGUCGCUGUGAAUUUAAGAAACGCUGGGUGCGGCAUCGUCGCUCCGCGCUCAAUGAGAGUGAGGCGUCAGCAGAUAGAAACCUAAUAGAAAAACAAAUCACUAAGAAAGAAGCGCGAGCAUGAUAAGCCACACCCUUCGUUUCUUAUAUUGUCAGUUACUAUAGAGCGUGUUAUCGUGGAGGACAAAAAAAGGUACGACUAUGUUGAAACUGCAUCCCGCAAAAAAUUCGGUCUCUUGUCACUGCUAGUGAGAAUUAGCAUCUUUAUAACGUGAUAGCAAUUCCGAAGAAGAAAAAAAAAAUAACUGAUCGUAGUUUGUCUGAAGGCCCGAUUUGAGGCCUUGUGUUAAUUAUUUUCGGCACUUGAACAAUCGCUUUUGUUUUCGUGCCUUUUUCUUGUACAUAUCAAGAUGACUAGGUGAACGAAAUAAAGCAAAUGUUUGUACAGAUA